Molecule: messenger RNA, 1617 nt
Organism: Didymella exigua CBS 183.55
Lineage: Eukaryota; Fungi; Ascomycota; Dothideomycetes; Pleosporales; Didymellaceae
Exons: 6
Coding region: 1-1617 (538 amino acids)
Biological process (GO): phenylalanyl-tRNA aminoacylation
Cellular component (GO): phenylalanine-tRNA ligase complex; cytosol; cytoplasm
Molecular function (GO): tRNA binding; phenylalanine-tRNA ligase activity; ATP binding
Source: RefSeq, a predicted model, not a curated record
AUGACAGGAACACGGGGCCCAGUGCCCGUACCUCUGGAGACUCAGGGUCGCAACCUCACACAAGACGUACUCGACCUCCUCGACACAAAGGAAACGCUCCAGAGCAAUGAGGAUUUCCCCGCCAUACUGCAGCGCGACAUCAAGGCCGCACUCGACAGGCUCGCCAGCAGAUCGAUGGUCGAAUACAAGACGAACGACAAGGAGCAGGUCAACCUGACACCCGAGUCGGAAGGAAUUGUCGCGAAUGGAAGCCACGAGUUCAAGGUCUGGAAAGCAGUGAAGGAGGCGGGGAAGAUCGCUAUCAAGGACUUGCCUAACAUUGUCGGCAAGGACUCUGCGAGCGUGGGACAGGGCAAUGCAUUCAAGAACAAGUGGAUCAAGAAGGACGGCACCGAGCUCGUCCUCGUAGCCACAGAAGAGCCCGAGGACGGCAUGCAGAAGCUUCUCAAGGACAUACAGGAAACGCACACUGUAUCAGAUGUCAAGCAGCUCAACGACCUGAAGAAGAAGAAGCUCGUUACCGUCACCAAGGUCAUCACAUACACAGUCACCAAGGGACCCAAGUACGCGAAGGAGAUGCCCGUGGAGCACACAGACUUGACAGAAGACCUCCUCAAGAGCGGAGCCUGGGAGACCGCGAAUUUCAAGCCGUACAACUUCGCCGCGCUGGGCGCAGUGCAAAAUGCCGGCGCAUUGCAUCCUUUGAUGAAGGUCAGGCAAGAAUUCAGGAACAUCUUCUUCUCGCAAGGCUUUGUCGAGAUGCCCACUCAACACUUCGUCGACUCUGGCUUCUGGAACUUCGACGCUCUCUUCGUACCACAGCAGCACCCUGCCCGUGACAUGCAGGACACCUUCUUCGUUUCCGACCCAGCGAUAGCGGACAAGCCGCGCGCCGACCCCGAGAGCGAGAGACAGAUGGACCAGAUGGAGGCAAGCUCACAACGUCUUUUCGCGACCGAACAAAGCCAGAAGGAAAAGAAGCCCAGAGACUUCGAAAAGUACUGGAACGAUGUCAAGAAAGUCCACGAGGAGGGCGCUUUCGGCUCAAUAGGCUACCGCUACAAGUUCAAAGACGAGGAGACAUUACGCCUGGUCCUCCGUACACACACAACCGCCGUCUCCACUUGGGCGCUUCACCGAUUGGCAGAAGACCCGCGACCUGCCCGCUAUUUCUCCAUCGACCGUGUCUUCCGUAACGAGACAGUCGACGCUACACAUCUGGCUGAAUUCCACCAGAUCGAGGGUGUCAUUGCUGAUUUCGGCCUGACAUUGGGCGGUCUCCAGCGUUUCCUCGGCGACUUCUUCGCCAACAUGGGUCUUGAGAACCUGCGCUUCAAGCCCGCCUACAACCCUUACACAGAACCAAGUAUGGAGAUCUUCGGUUACCACAAGGGCCUGAAGAGGUGGAUCGAAAUCGGUAACUCCGGCAUGUUCCGACCCGAGAUGCUGGAGCCCAUGGGAUUGCCCAAGGACAUGCGUGUCUACGGUUUUGGUCUGUCCCUCGAGCGCCCCACAAUGAUGAAGUACGGUGUAUCGAACAUCCGUGAGCUUCUUGGGCACAAGGUCGAUCUCAGCUGGAUCAAGGAGCAGCCGGCUGUUCGUUUCGACAAGGAGUAG